Dipodomys ordii (Ord's kangaroo rat) is the source of this 780-nucleotide messenger RNA. RefSeq names its product pancreas specific transcription factor, 1a (gene Ptf1a). Lineage: Eukaryota; Metazoa; Chordata; Mammalia; Rodentia; Heteromyidae. The record is from RefSeq and is a predicted model, not a curated record. The transcript is spliced from 3 exons. Gene Ontology annotation, molecular function: RNA polymerase II transcription regulatory region sequence-specific DNA binding; protein dimerization activity; DNA-binding transcription factor activity, RNA polymerase II-specific. Bases 1 to 780 code for a protein of 259 amino acids. Gene Ontology annotation, biological process: developmental process; regulation of transcription by RNA polymerase II.
AUGGAGGCGGUGCUGCUGGAGCACUUCCCCGGAGGCCUGGACGCCUUCCCGGCCGCGUACUUCGAUGAAGACGACUUCUUCACCGAUCACUCCUCCCGGGACCCGCUGGAGGACGGUGAUGAGCUGCUGGUGGACGAACAAGCCGAGGUGGAGUUCCUCAGCCACCAGCUGCACGAGUACUGUUACCGCCGCGACGGGGCGUGCCUGCUGCUGCAGCCCGCGCCCCCGGCCGCCCCGCACGCGCUCGCCCCGCCACGGAUCCGUUCCGAGGCGGAGCUGCAGCAGCUGCGGCAGGCGGCCAACGUGCGCGAGCGGCGGCGCAUGCAGUCCAUCAACGACGCCUUCGAGGGGCUGCGCUCGCACAUCCCCACGCUGCCCUACGAGAAGCGCCUCUCCAAAGUGGACACGUUGCGCUUGGCCAUCGGCUACAUCAACUUCCUCAGCGAGCUCGUGCAGGCCGAUCUGCCACUGCGCGGAGGUGGCACGGGAGGCUGCGGGGGCCCGGGCAGCAGCAGGCGCCUGGGUGGAGACAGUCCGGGCAGCCAGGUUCAGAAGGUCAUCAUCUGCCAUCGGGGCACCCGGUCUCCUUCCCCCAGCGAUCCGGAUUAUGGCCUCCCACCCCUAGCAGGCCACUCUCUCUCCUGGACUGAUGAAAAGCAACUCAAAGAGCAAAAUAUAAUCCGAACAGCCAAAGUGUGGACCCCCGAGGACCCCAGGAAACUCAACAGCAAAUCUUUCAACAACAUAGAAAACGAACCGCCUUUUGAGUUUGUGUCCUGA